Pieris brassicae (large cabbage white) is the source of this 957-nucleotide messenger RNA. RefSeq lists its product as uncharacterized. Gene Ontology annotation, molecular function: DNA binding. Bases 212 to 928 code for a protein of 238 amino acids. The transcript has 4 exons. NCBI's taxonomy places the organism in Eukaryota, Metazoa, Arthropoda, Insecta, Lepidoptera, Pieridae. Gene Ontology annotation, biological process: regulation of transcription by RNA polymerase II. Gene Ontology annotation, cellular component: transcription regulator complex; nucleus. The record is from RefSeq and is a predicted model, not a curated record.
UUUGUGUGAGCGCGCGUCUUUUUCGUCGCACGUUCGUCGCAAGUGAUUGAUUUCGAAUUUUAGGAGUUAAGUUAGGGUUUCUCUAACCUAUUUUCACGAAUAAAAAUUAGUCAUAGAUGGUUAUAAACAUAGGUUUACAUUGUGCGCAGUGCAGAAUAGCAUAGGUUGGUGACCUUGGAGCUAAAUUUAUAUUGAUAAAUAGUGGAUCAGAAUGCGGGAUGAGGAAUUUGCCUUUAACCCGGUAAGAUUAAUCGAGGAGGUUAAAAAGCGGCCAGGCCUGUAUGACCAGGGUUUACAUCCUUUAGACAGGGAAGACAAGUUGACGCUGUGGAAGGAAGUUGGAGCUGCAUUGUGUUCCCAAUGGGACACGUACGACCGUGCCGCGGCCUAUGAUCGAGUAUUACAGCUACAAAGGAAAUGGCGUUCCCUUCGUGACGCAUACAAUAGGGAAUUACGUUCGCGGAAAACGGGUGUCCGAGUACAUCGAAGAGUUUACGUUUACUUUAAGAAGUUAAAAUUUCUUGGCGGUUACGAAGGUGAAAUAAGCAGUGAUUCGGAACAUUCUAAUUGUGCCACGAAUGAAGAUCUACCGGAAGAGGAUAGCACUAAAACAGAGCCUGUUGAGCCUACAAGAAAAAAACGUAAAAAGCGACGCGUCAAAAAACCGAGUUCAGAAUUCGCACCGGAGGAGGUGGAAAUGCCGAUAUUUCCAGUGGAUGUGCCUGACGAAACCGACAGUGAUAAACUCUUCCUUCUGUCGUUUCUACCUGAGAUGAAACAGUUCCCUCUUGACAUUAAAAUGUGGGCGCGAGCUCAGAUAGCGAACGUGAUGCAGGAGGCAGUCACUGCGCAUAUGUCAAAAGUAUUGCCCAGUUCUUCUAACGAACGAAGGUUUCAGAUCAAGCAACCUAGAGAUAGCUUUGAUUAACUUAUAUUUAGGUACAAUUAUUAUGUUAA